AUGGCGAUCGCCGUCGACCAGGAGGACGAGGUGGAUACGGACCCGAUUCUGGAGAUCGACGUGGACCUGGAGGACCGGGAGGACGAGGCGGAUACGGACCCGAUUCCGGAGAACGACACGGUCCUGGAGGUCGCGAUGGCCGCGGACGCGAAGAUGACCGUCGGGGCGGACACGGCCGCUUUGGCCCCGAUUCUGACGAACGACGUGGCGGACCUGGAGGUCGUGGUGGAAGGUUCGGCCCGGAUUCUGAUGAAGGACGCGGACGUGGUGGACACGGACGCUACGGACCUGAUGAUGAUGAUCGUCGAGGACGCGGAGGACACCACGGUGGAUCUGAUGAGCGACAGGGAGGCCGAGGUGGCGAUCGUCGUUACAACGACGAGCCGAUGGGACGACGUGGUGGACGUGGAGGUGAUUCCGAGGAUUCGGAAGAGCGAGGACACGGACGCGGAGGAGAUGACCGACGAGAUGGAGGCGGUCGAUUCGGGCCAGAUUCGCGGGAACGACGGGGUGGGCGGUCUGAUGAAAGGCAGGGAGGACGCGGUGGGAGCCCGUGGGAUCAGGAUCGUCAAUUUGACGACAGACGUCGUGGACGUGCUUUUGCACGGAACGAACUGCGUCAGCACUGGCAAAGACUGUUUGUGCUGCUGUGGAGGGUAUAUCCCCGAUGCAGCCUCGGGUAACUGCACCGAUAUUCGCCGUCGCAUCCCUGGAAUUGAUGGCCUCAUGGACUUUGCGCUUCAAUCCACAACGGUAUCCAGCCUCGACGACGACUCAACCACCCAGGAUUCCAUGUAU
Molecule: messenger RNA, 798 nt
Organism: Mesorhabditis spiculigera
Lineage: Eukaryota; Metazoa; Nematoda; Chromadorea; Rhabditida; Rhabditidae
Source: the annotation of a GenBank genome assembly